AUGAAAGUCUCCAUGGCUGCCAUCUCCCUCUUCCUCCUCCUCAUCACUGGUGCCCUGGUGUCCACGGCUAAAUCCUCUUCACAAAUUCCUGAGUCGGUGAACCAUUCUCCCACCUGCUGCCUGAAGUAUCAUGAGAAAGUAUUGCCAAAGAAAUUGGUGGUGGGAUACAGAAAGGCCCUCAACUGUUACCUGCCAGCAAUCAUUUUUGUCACCAAAAAGAAUCGAGAGGUCUGCGCCAACCCCAACAACAAAUGGGUCCAAGAGUACAUCAAGGAUCCCAAUCUACCUUUGCUGCCUCCCAGGAACUUGGCCCAGGUUAAAAGUAUUAGAACAUAG
Puma concolor (puma) is the source of this 336-nucleotide messenger RNA. NCBI's taxonomy places the organism in Eukaryota, Metazoa, Chordata, Mammalia, Carnivora, Felidae. The record is from RefSeq and is a predicted model, not a curated record.